Molecule: messenger RNA, 2941 nt
Organism: Gasterosteus aculeatus aculeatus (three-spined stickleback)
Lineage: Eukaryota; Metazoa; Chordata; Actinopteri; Perciformes; Gasterosteidae
Source: RefSeq, a predicted model, not a curated record
CCGUCUCUCCUUCCCUCCCUCUGUGUGCGCAUGCGCGUUAGGCUCGGCGCUUCUUUAGUUCCGUGUUGUGUUGCUGUCAGCAGCAGAGUGAGGCGGAACAUCGGCGACGAAAACAAACAAAGAAGAAGAUCACGAAGAUGAAGAACAAAGUCUGUAGCACUCAAGUGAGUGUAAAGAGACGGUCCUGGUCCUGGCAGCAGUACCUGAACGAACAGAAAAGUGAAGCUGCUCCUCUGUCACUGUUUACACAGUCCCAGUCUGUUCCCAGUAGGAGAAAUGGUUUUAAAGUUGGGAUGAAGCUGGAGGGCGUCGACCCGCUGCAUCCUUCUAUGUUCUGUGUGCUGACCGUUGCUGAGGUGAUUGGCUGUCGGCUCCGCCUCCAUAUCGACAGCUACUCUGAGUGCUACGAUUUCUGGGUGAACUCUGACUCCGCAGACAUCCGACACGCAGGCUGGUGUAAAGAUAACAACCACAGGCUCCACCCACCCAAAGGCCUCAGUGAGACAGACUUUGAUUGGCAGCAUUACCUUCAGUCCACAGGCUCUCAUGCUGCUCCGCCGACCCUGUUCACCUGUCGCGCUGCCAGCUGUGGCUUCCAUGUGGGGAGGAAGCUGGAGGCGGUCGACAGGAAGAACCCGGGACUCGUCUGCGUCGCCUCCGUCGCUGAUGUCAUCGGAGACCGUUUCCUGGUUCACUUCGACAACUGGGAUGACACGUACGACUACUGGUGUGACAGCAGCAGUCCGUACAUCCAUCCUGUGGGCUGGUGUGAAGAACAGGGGCGACCUCUGACCCCCCCUCAGGGACACUCAAACCCAGAGAACUUCCUCUGGGAGGAAUACCUCCAGCAAACUGGUUCCACAGCCGCCCCCAGUUCAGCCUUCACACUGAGAGCUCCACACGGUUUCCAGGUGAACCAGAAGCUGGAGGCAGUGGACAGGAGGAACCCCAUGUUGAUCCGUGUCGCCACGGUAACGGAUACAGAGAACUACAGGGUGAAGGUCCAUUAUGACGGCUGGCCGCAGCAGUUUGACGUCUGGAGUGACAGCGACCACUGUGACCUCCAUCCUGUGGGCUGGUGCCAACGCACGGGACACCCGCUGGAGCCCCCCCCAGGCUCCUCCCCCACGUCCCCCUCACAGGGAGUCUGUCCCACUCGGGGCUGCAGAGGAGUUGGACACAUUAAAGGAGCCAAAUACACCGGACAUCACAGCGCUUUCGGGUGUCCGUACUCGGACAUUAACCUGCGUAAGGAGGUGCUGCUUCCCGAUAGGCUGGGGGGAGAGAGAGUCAUCACCCUCGUACCCGUCACCAUGUAUCACCACGGCAACCAGUUAGACAGAGGGGUGAGACUGAGUCAGACCUCCAGGAGAGACGGAUUGACUAUGCCCUCCACUGGCUCCACCCACAGACUGCCCCAACCAACCAAAUUCCUCCAUAUGAAACAGGAAGAGGAGGAGCUUCACAUCACACCAGCUGCAGAGUCCAGUCUGCAGGCCGCCCUCCACCAGUCAGUCUUCUUGUCGGCCAUGUCGGCGCAGCCCAGCCGCGACCUGUCUCUCUGCUGGGAGCAACACCGCAAACUGCUGCCUGGCGUCUCCGCAGUCCACGCAGAGAUGGUCCAACACUGGAGCGUCCAGGAGGUGUCAGACUUCAUUGAGUCUAUUCCUGGUUGUGAAGAACAGGCGAAACAGUUCAGGGACGAGCAAAUCGAUGGGCGGGCCUUCCUUCUACUCACCCAAAGGGACAUUGUCAAGAUUAUGUCAAUGAAACUUGGCCCCGCCCUCAAAAUUUUCAACUCCAUCCUUAUGUUUAAACACGCCGAGGACCGGAGCCAAUCACCCGCCGAGGAUUGCUGCCAAUCACAAUACGACACCACCUCUCUUCACUUUUCAUCCAAUCGUCGAGCAGGUUUUAGUUCCUGAUGAUCCCGUCAUGUGACGCUCAUCAAAAAGAAAGAAAGCAAGGACGAAGUUCACAGCAGCCCCAUUCCGCCACUGAAGAAAAUCAUUUUAAACCAGAAGAAAUACCUUCAACUGAAAAAACAGUUGUUUUCUAAUUGUUUGAACACACGAAUGCUGCCAGCUGAUUAGCUGCGACCUUAAAAAACACUAAAACACAGGGAAUCUUAUCCAUUUUGUGACAAUUUGUUAUGAAUAAUGUUUCUGGGUUUGUGAAAAUAUAUUUUUGCGGGAUGAAAAUAUUUUUGUUAACAACUUUAUAUUCACAAGAAACCAGUUUGCAGAACUAGAAAAAUGUUAAUACUUUCAGAAUGAAAAGCCAUAAUAUAAUAAUGAAAAUAUAUUCAUAACUAUGAGCUAAGAACUAUGAGAAGAAAUAAGAAAAUGUCUCAUGUUAACCUGAAAGGAUCUUAUGAAUACAUGAAUAAGCAUCUUUAAUUAUGAUAAUCUGAUCUGAUUAUGGUACUUGUUUUAUUAUAAGAUACAUAGAUGAACCAGAAGCUCUGCUACUCGUUGUUUAUGAAUGUAAGGGCUCGAUGACAUCACACGUGGCUCCGCCCCCACUGUAAUGACACUUUAAAGACAGCAAAAAGGUGACCUUCUCACCUCAGGAACUCAGGAUUCUACUUCUCAGAUUAUUGGAUGCUGGUCCGUCACUUCCUGUCACGUGACCAAUGGUAGAAGUCCCGCCUCCUCUGUUGGGAUUGGUCAGUUUGUGAAGGGAGACGUCAGCUUUAUAUUUACGUAUCAUCUGUAGUGUUAUGGAGAGUAUCUCAUGUAUCUCUAUAGAUUAUUUUAAAGUAUAUGAAUAGUUAUAUUUGUAUCUUUGUCCUGCUGGGAGUUUGCCCUGACUCCUCCUCCUCGAUGAUGUCACUGUGAUGUCUAAGAGGCGGAGCUCUGCUGCACUUGUCAGUGUGAUGUUUUCUUUGCUGUUUCUGUCAGUGUUCAUUAAGAUAAAUAAAGUUUCUUUGAAGCUUAAA